This is a messenger RNA of Penicillium oxalicum, 447 nucleotides long. Its product is annotated as Tvp18 family protein. NCBI's taxonomy places the organism in Eukaryota, Fungi, Ascomycota, Eurotiomycetes, Eurotiales, Aspergillaceae. Gene Ontology annotation, biological process: vesicle-mediated transport. The record is from RefSeq and is a predicted model, not a curated record. The transcript has 4 exons. Gene Ontology annotation, cellular component: Golgi membrane. The coding region runs from base 1 to 447 and encodes 148 amino acids.
AUGACUCUCGCCGAGGAAUUCCAAUCGAGAAAUUUCAGUAUCUAUGGACAAUGGGCCGGUGUGGUCUCUAUGAUCAUGUGCUUUGCUUUGGGCAUUGCCAACAUCUUUUCGCCUCCUAUCCGAAUUAUCUUCUCCGUCAUCUGCCUGGCCUGCUCGUUCAUCAUUCUCUUCAUUGAGGUUCCUUUCCUCCUGCGAAUUUGCCCGACUUCCUCCAAGUUCGAUGCCUUCAUCCGUCGCUUCACAACGAAUUGGAUGCGUGCUGCCAUGUACGCUGCGAUGUGCGCCAUUCAGUGGGUCAGUCUCGUCACCGGGGCCUCGAGCUUGAUUGCUGCCGCCGUUGUUCUUUCCCUCACUGCGAUCUUCUACGCGCUGGCUGGUGUGAAGAGUCAAGAGUUCGUCGGCAGCAAGACACUUGGUGGUCAAGGAGUUGCGCAGAUGAUUGUCUGA